Histoplasma capsulatum G186AR is the source of this 426-nucleotide messenger RNA. RefSeq lists its product as uncharacterized. The record is from RefSeq and is a predicted model, not a curated record. The transcript has a single exon. Bases 1 to 426 code for a protein of 141 amino acids. NCBI's taxonomy places the organism in Eukaryota, Fungi, Ascomycota, Eurotiomycetes, Onygenales, Ajellomycetaceae.
AUGUGGAUUUCGAGCCACAACAAAACCUUCGAAGUCCAGGAGGUUCCUGUUGCCCUGUUCGAUGAAUUCCGUAUGCUCUCUGACCAGUUUUCCAAUAGCAAGUACUUCUGGGGAGCUUGUUUACCAUUGUAUCACCCCACCAAGCCAGAUGUUAAACCAGCCUUAUCUUAUAUGAAAUACGGACCCGCGAGUCGCGGGACGCGAAUCCACCCAACCAUGCAGAAACACUUGUUACGAUUAUCGUUGGACGCGGCGCAGCUGUGCCUUGAACAAAAAUUGUACUCGGAGGCAUCUUGGUUGCUGACCCAUGCCAAACAAUUUAUUCGGGGCGAAGAACUUAUCUCCUCCGAACAGCCCUCAGAGAGGUCCAACCAACUAACAACUCUUGGAUAUGAUCCAUUAUUGGCUGGAAUGUGUGUGCAAUAG